This is a messenger RNA of Sander lucioperca (pikeperch), 1682 nucleotides long. RefSeq names its product E3 ubiquitin-protein ligase TRIM41-like. NCBI's taxonomy places the organism in Eukaryota, Metazoa, Chordata, Actinopteri, Perciformes, Percidae. Bases 159 to 1682 code for a protein of 507 amino acids. The transcript is spliced from 4 exons. The record is from RefSeq and is a predicted model, not a curated record. Gene Ontology annotation, molecular function: zinc ion binding.
GGGAGGAAACAAACAACAGAGCUGCAGUAAGAGGAGGAGCAACACUGGAAAGAGGAGAGCUUCAACAGACAAGUCUCUGUUUCUCUCUGAAAGAAAAGUCAAACUGACUUCAUCAGGUCUUUCUCAACAACACAGCAGAGUCUCUGCCAAACACUGAUAUGGCUGCUGCAAACUAUCUGCCAUCUGAAGAUCAGUUUCUGUGCUCCAUCUGUCUGGAUGUGUUCACUGAUCCUGUCACCAUACCAUGUGGUCACAACUUCUGCAAAAACUGCAUCACUGAACACUGGAAUACUAAUGACCAGUACCUGUGUCAGAUGUGUAACAAGGUUUUCAACACAAAACCUGAGCUGCACGUCAACACUUUGUUCUCUGAGAUGGUUGCUCAGUUCAGACAGUCAGCUCAACAGAAAGCCAGCAGCAGCAGCUCAGAGCAACAAGAGUCCAAACCAGGAGAAGUUCCCUGUGACGUCUGCACUGGAACCAAACUGAAGGCCCUGAAGUCCUGCCUGGUGUGUCUGGCCUCCUACUGUGAGACUCACCUGGAGCCUCAUCUGACCAUGUCAGGUCUGAAAAGACAUCAGCUGAUCGACCCUGUGGAGAACCUGGAAGACAGGAUGUGUACGGAGCACGAUAAACCUCUGGAGCUGUUCUGUAAGACCGACCAGACAUGUGUCUGCAUGAUCUGCACUGUUUCAGACCACAAGAUGCAUGAUGUUGUUCCUCUAAAAGAAGGAUAUGAAGGAAAGAAGGCUGAGCUGGGGAAGACAGCGGCUGAAAUUCAGCAGAUGAUCCAGAAGAGACGACUGAAGAUUCAGGAGAUCAAACACUCAGUCGACCUCAGUGAGGAAGAUGCAGACAGAGAGAUAGCAGAAGGUGUUCAGGUCUUCACUUCUCUGAAGGAGUCUGUUGAGAGAGGCCUGAAUGAGCUCAUCAACACGAUCAAAGAGAAGCAGAAAACAACAGAAAAACAGGCCGAAGCUUUCAUCAAAGAGCUGGAACAGGAAAUCUCUGAGCUGAUGAAGAGAAGAACUGAGCUGGAGCAGCUCUCACGCUCUGAAGACAACCUCCAUCUUCUCCAGAGUGUCCAGUCCCUCAACACCAACCACCCUCCACCCACCAAGGACUGGACAGAGGUCAGUGUCCGUCCAACGUCACGUGUGGGGACUGUGGUGAAAGCUGUGGUUCAGCUGGAGGAGACACUCAAUAAAGAGAUGAAGAAGUUGCUCGCUGAGUCUGAGCUGAAGAGGGUCCAGCAGUAUGCAGUGGAUGUGACUCUUGAUCCUGAUACAGCAUCUCCCUUUCUCAUCCUGUCUGAUGAUGGGAAACAAGUGAAUAAUAGUGAUGUGAUGAAGAAUCUCCCAGACAACCCAGAGAGAUUUUCUCGUUGCAUUUUUGUUUUAGGAAAGCAGAGUUUCUCUUCAGGUAGAUUUUACUUUGAGGUUCAAGUUAAAGGAAAGACUCAGUGGUUUUUAGGAGUGGCCAGGGAGUCGAUCGACAGGAAGGGCCACACACUGAACCCUCAGAAUGUAUGGACUUUAUAUUUGACAAAUGAGUACCACGAUGCUGCUGGGCCUCAUGUCCGUUUCUCUUUGAAGUCUCCUCCUCAGAAGUUGGAUGCUUUUAAUGUGAAGGAGUGGCAGGAGGAAAUGGUUGUUUCCACCAGCAGUGAUUGUGGAGGAUGA